GACGUGAUGUGCUCUUAAUAUUUGCACAAGUUUCUGCUUUCCUCUGACUGUCCCACUUUCCUGUAAAGAGUGCUGGAGUCAGACACGGUUAGUCACUGUCAGGAUAUAUGAGCACACUUUGGGAAUAAUUGGAAAUCUAAGAAUCCGAUAUAUUUGAAGCUCUCAAAGAUGAAUUCCUGGCUUAUACGCGUGCUCCUGCUGAUGGUCUUUUGUUGCCAUGACGCCCUCUCGUGUCCGAAGCGAUGCACGUGCCACUUCAGCACCAAAACCACCGAGGUCGUGUGCCCUGAUGCUGGCCUCUCUCACUUUCCUGGAAAUGGACUGCCAGGCAACACCACCUCCCUAACCAUCCAAUUCACCAACCUGAGCGUGCUGACCUCUCAAGAUCUGAAAGCCAUCCCGCUCCUAGAGGAGCUGCAUCUGCCUGGCAACAAACUGAGCAGCUUACUAGCAGAUCUUUUGAAGGAUGUUCCCAACCUACACACCAUAGACCUCACAGAUAAUGAAUUGCAAGAGCUUCCUUCACAAGUCUUCCAUCACGCUCCACUUCUUAACCUGGUGCUCAAAGACAACCGCAUCUCCAGCAUCCACCCAGACUGGAUACCCAUCGACAGCAAUCUCACAUGGUUGGACUUGUCGGGAAACCAUCUUACAAAAUUUCCAAUGGCUCAACUCCAAAAAUUGAAUCACCUUAAGGUUCUGCACCUCUCGCAGAACAAACUCGAGGAACUACCGGUUGGGUGCCUAGAUGCUCAUCCUGCUCUAGAGAGACUUCAUUUGGAACAAAACAAAAUCGAAAAACUGGAUGUAAAGGCGUUCAGCCACACCGCAAACCUGACUCACAUUUUCUUGCAGAAGAACAGACUGGAGAUGGUGCCUCCCACAGUUUUUCAAGGGCUCGACCGCUUGGAGUUUGUAGAUCUCCACGAAAACAGGCUGAAGUUUCUGUCCCCCGGCACAUUAGAUAUUAACACCAGUUGGGUAGAGUUAACCUUUAACCCCUGGCACUGUGAUGAUACAAUUGAGUACCUAUGGAGGAAACUAACCACAGAGUCACUGCAAUCUGAGCCAAAAUGUGCGUCGCCGGAGAACCUGAAAGAUCGCGCUGUUGCUACACUUACUCUCAAAGAAAUGGGUCUACCAGAGGAAGCAAAACAAGAUUAGAAGAUAAUCAUAAAAAGAGAAGACCAUAAUGGGUGCUUUAUGGUUCAAAAGACAAUGCAAACAUUUGUUUUAGUAUUAUACACUGCUAAUAUGAAAUUUUCUCUCUAUAUUCAGAAAAGCGUUAAGAAAAUUGUCAUGAAGAUUUCUUCUAAAAUAUAGAAAUUGUUAUCAUAAAUGUUUAAAUUUAUUACAAUAGUCUGUCAAUGUGUUAUAAGCAUAAGUGAAAUACUAAAUGUGUUUUGACACGUCAAUAAAUUCUGGACAAUGAAAGACAA
Messenger RNA from Triplophysa dalaica, 1439 nucleotides. RefSeq names its product leucine-rich alpha-2-glycoprotein. Gene Ontology annotation, molecular function: protein binding. Bases 169 to 1164 code for a protein of 331 amino acids. Gene Ontology annotation, cellular component: plasma membrane. Lineage: Eukaryota; Metazoa; Chordata; Actinopteri; Cypriniformes; Nemacheilidae. The record is from RefSeq and is a predicted model, not a curated record. The transcript has 3 exons.